UGAGAACCAAAGGCUGGGAAUAUGGGAGUGGGGGCAGGAGGUACCCCAGCAAUGACUUCCCAGAGCUGGGUGCCAACCCCCACAUCAGCCAAUUCCAGGUGGCCUCAGAGAGAUCCCCGUAGCCCUUUUCCCCAGGGGACCCUUCCCUGAGUGCUGAAUCCAAGGACCAGGCUGUCCCUAUCCAGUAAUGCGCCCAGGAGAUGUGAGAUUAGUAUGGUGCCUGUCCGAAGCGGUGGGCUCUGUGAUGCCCAGGUCGGGCCAUGCCUCUGGCUACUCUGGGCUGCAGCCGGAGACUAGGAGGUUGCACUCAGCUGCAACCCGGUUCUGGCUCCUCUGCCACCCACCGCCCCGGGCCAGCCACGACUGGGGAGCCGCGCGGCCGCAGGCCCUGGAGCAGCCCCAAGAGCAGCAGGCCCAGAGGGAGCUGGGGGAGGCCCGAGAGAGGUUCCUGAGGGCCCAUCCAUGUGUGAGCGACCAGGAGCUGGGGCUCUUCAUCCAGGAGGUGGCUGAUGCCCUGGGAGGGGGUGCGAACCCAGAAACCAACUCGACCAGUAACAGCAGCCACUCAGCUUGGGACCUGGGCAGCGCCUUCUUAUUCUCAGGGACCAUCAUCACCACUAUCGGUGGGGAAGGGUAUGGGGCACGUGGAGGGUGGCAAGGGGCAAGGAGCUUCCUCAAGGGGGCAGGUGCAGGGAGAGGUAGGGGUUGCCAAGUGGCCCCUAGAUUUCCUGCAUCAUCCCUCUGCCCAGGCUAUGGCAAUGUGGCUCUGCGCACAGAUGCUGGGCGCCUCUUCUGCAUCUUUUAUGCACUGGUGGGGAUCCCGCUGUUUGGGAUCUUGCUGGCAGGGGUUGGGGACCGGCUGGGCUCCUCCCUGCGUCGAGGCAUCGGUCACAUCGAAGCCAUCUUCCUGAAGUGGCAUGUGCCACCUGAACUGGUGCGAGUGCUAUCAGCGAUGCUCUUCCUGUUGAUUGGCUGCCUGCUCUUUGUCCUCACGCCCACAUUCGUGUUCUGCUAUAUGGAGAACUGGAGCAAACUGGAGGCUAUCUACUUUGUGAUAGUGACGCUCACCACAGUGGGCUUCGGCGACUAUGUGGCUGGCGCUGAUCCCAAGCAGGACUUUCCAGCCUACCAGCCGCUGGUGUGGUUCUGGAUCCUGCUUGGCCUGGCCUACUUUGCCUCGGUGCUCACCACCAUUGGGAACUGGCUUCGAGUAGUGUCCCGCCGAACUAGGGCAGAGAUGGGCGGCCUCACCGCGCAGGCCGCCAGCUGGACCGGCACAGUGACGGCGCGAGUGACCCAGCGGGCCGGGCCCACCGCACCACCUCCAGAGAAGGAGCGGCCUCUCCUGCCACCUCCGCCCCGUCCAGAGCAGCCGGUCGGCAGGCCCCAACCCCCUGUAUCCCCAGAGAAGCCAGAGCCGCCUUCCCCGCCCACUGCCUCGGCCCUGGAUUACCCCAGCGAAAACCUUGCCUUCAUCGACGAGUCCUCCGACACGCAGAGCGAGCGAGGCUGCGCGCUGCCCCCUGUGCCGCGGGGUCGCCGCCGCCCCAACCCCUCCAGGAAGCCAGCGCGGCCGCGAGGCCCCGGGCGCCCCCGGGAAAAGGGCGUACCCGUGUAGGGUCAGGAUCCCACGCGGGCCCCUCAAAGGGCUUCGUUCCUCCUUUCUCCCCGGCAUGCUUGCCUUGUUUGACCAAAGAGCCUUCUGUCGACGUGACCGAAACCUGGGGUGCAGGCUACAGGUCGCCUCUCUGUCCCGCCCCCGCCCAUACCCUCACUUCCACCAAUUUCCAGACAUCCCCCCCCCCCCGGCCGGACCUGUCCCUCACACCUCACGACUGUGCCUCAAAACCUGCACCAAUAAAUAAAUACAGUCUGCACCGCUGCAGCGUGA
Molecule: messenger RNA, 1891 nt
Organism: Nycticebus coucang (slow loris)
Lineage: Eukaryota; Metazoa; Chordata; Mammalia; Primates; Lorisidae
Gene: KCNK4
Product: potassium two pore domain channel subfamily K member 4
Exons: 6
Coding region: 188-1618 (476 amino acids)
Biological process (GO): potassium ion transmembrane transport; stabilization of membrane potential
Cellular component (GO): membrane
Molecular function (GO): potassium ion leak channel activity
Source: RefSeq, a predicted model, not a curated record